AUGAAUGAACAUCAAUGGAGAAUGUUUGAAUAUAAUAUGAGUAGAUGGAUGAUUGAAAAUAAAUAUAUCUUAGAUCAAGAAGAAAAAAAAAAAUUUUAUAAAUGUGCAAAUUAUAGUUUAGGGACAGGUAUAGCUAAUGCAUCAUUAAUUUAUUUUUUAUGCAAAAAAUAUAAAAAUUAUUUUACACCAGUAUCAAGAUUUUUUUUAACUUUUUCAUUUGGUGUUUAUACUUCAAUGGUUGUAAAUAAAAUAUAUAGAAGAAAAGCAUAUACAGAAAUAUUAACUUCAAAAACAUCUAUGACUGAUAAAGCAAGAGAAGUUAUGAAUGACAUAUUAAAUACGAAUGAUAAAAACGUUAAAUUGUCAUAUAAAGGAAUUAAUCAAAAUGAAGAAAAUAAAACUAUAGAAAAUACAAACUCAUAUAAUUUAAUGGAUGAAAAUGAUUCACAAAUAAAUAACGAUUUUAAAUUAGAUGAUAAUAAUAAUACACUUUUAACUGAAGAUAUAAACGAUAAUAUUAGAAAUGAACAAAUUAAUGAAAUAGAGAGGCAAAAUUCCUACUUUUUAAAGGAUUUUAAUGAAGGUAAAUCAGUUAGCUGGGAUGAAAUACGAAGAAGAAAUGAAUAA
Messenger RNA from Plasmodium gallinaceum, 627 nucleotides. RefSeq names its product conserved Plasmodium protein, unknown function. The transcript is spliced from 6 exons. The coding region runs from base 1 to 627 and encodes 208 amino acids. NCBI's taxonomy places the organism in Eukaryota, Apicomplexa, Aconoidasida, Haemosporida, Plasmodiidae. The record is from RefSeq and is a predicted model, not a curated record.